This is a messenger RNA of Choloepus didactylus (southern two-toed sloth), 7841 nucleotides long. RefSeq names its product translation machinery associated 16 homolog (gene TMA16). The record is from RefSeq and is a predicted model, not a curated record. The transcript has 7 exons. The coding region runs from base 146 to 757 and encodes 203 amino acids. NCBI's taxonomy places the organism in Eukaryota, Metazoa, Chordata, Mammalia, Pilosa, Megalonychidae. Gene Ontology annotation, cellular component: nucleus.
CUUCCUUUUCCGGUAGGGCCCCAUGGUUUCUCUGGCCCCACGUGUAUUUGGACUGGAGCUCUUCCUGGAGUAGUGCCCGCCGUCGUCAGUGCGGUUGACCCCAUCUGGAGCGCGGAGGCCCCCCCGGGGUCGCGAGGCCGGCAUCAUGCCUAAAGCAUCAAAAGGAAAAAGUACAGGACAGGAAAAAAAAAUCAUCCAUCCGUAUAGUAGAAAAGCAGCUCAAAUUAUGAGAGAGGCCCACAAACAAGAAAAAAAGGAAAAAUUAAAGAAUGAAAAGGCCUUGCGUCUCAACAUUAUCGGUGAAAAACUACAGUGGUUUCACAGUCAUCUUGAUCCUAAAAAAGUAAAAUAUUCAAAGAAAGACGCUUGUGAAUUAAUUGAAAGGUAUUUAAAUCGAUUCAGUGAUGAACUGGAGCAGAUUGAGUUACAUAACAGCAUCAAAGACAGGCAGGGAAGGAAGCACCAUUCCCGGGAGACCGUCAUCAAACAGACGAUGGCACGUGAGCGGCAGCAGUAUGAAGGAUAUGGUUUUGAGAUUCCAGACAUUGUAAAUGCAAGUAAUCUGAAAACUUUUAGGGAAUGGGAUAUUGAUCUGAAGAAAUUGCCAAACAUUAAAACGAGAAAAAUCUGUGCUAAUGAUGCAGUGCCCAAGAAGGGCAAGAAGAAAAAUAUUGCAACUGUAGAUAAAGAUUUAGGGGAAUUGCAACUAAAAAGUGAAACAGAUGACUCAGAUGAGGAAAUGACUGCAGUGGACUAAUUGUCUUUAUUUGAGUUUAAGUAAUUUAAGAGCUUCAAGUUAUACUCAUUGAAUACACAUAUAAUGUAUAUAUAUGGUCUAGAUACAGGAAUUUGCUAUUAGAACAUUCUCUUACAUGAAGAGAGUCCCAUUUGUAGUUUCAAAAAUGAUGUUAAUGGUUUUUAUUUAAAAACCAAAGUUGCUUUAUCAUUUACAUUACGAUGCUAAAGUCGAUAUGAAGUGAUCUGCAAAACCCAUUUAACCUGAAUUUCCAGGGGUGUGGAGUAUGACAUGAAUGAGGACAGAAAAUGUUUUAAUUUUUACCUCCUGUUUUGAUAACUGCCUAAUCUCAUUUUUGGGGCAUGGAGAGCAUUCUGUUUCUAAAAGGGUCCUGUGGAUACUUCUUGAACUGUGAUGAUGGCAAUGUUGCUUUCAGUAAUAGUGUCACAUUAAUCUUCUUAAAUAUUAAACCUAUUUUCUUUUGUUAUAAAAUAGGGAAAAAUGUGAUACGGAAUUCAUAUAGGCUGAUGGAUUUUAUGUUAAUCGUAUUUGCUAUCUUCUGAGCCAGAGUUAAAUGGUUAAAAGAAAAAAAAUCACUUACGUUGAUCUACCAUACUUAAUCUUUUAUCUUUUGACAAAGGAGAUAAAUGAUUUCAGGAUGGAUCCUUUUGAUUGUAUAUUAUUUUUUGCUUCCUCAUUGUGAAAAAUAGGUUUUGUUUGUGGAAACAUAGCUAAAUUGGCCAUCAUAGAUGACUAAUUUUUUAAUGGUGCAUUUUUGCUUUUUCCUCCAAGAGAUAGGUUAAACUGACAUAUAACUCAAUAUUUCAAGUGUCAGAAAAAACAUCAUGGAUGUAGUAGAAUGUUCUUCAUGGAAUUCAUUAUAUACAGCAUAUCUUUUAGUCUGUAUUAUAAAGGAACAGUGGAAUUGUAUUUGAGUAUUUUCAAAAAAAGAAAAAAAUGUAUGAGGUUAACUAAAUGUCAACUAAGUGUUAUUAACAAUCUAAAGUGUUGUAACUUUUUUAUUUAUGAAAAUUAGAAAUAAAAUUUACACAUUUUCAUUUUUUAAGGUUCUAAUUAUUUAAUUCUCAGUGAUGUAGCUGAUGCUGAUUUGCUCUAAUAAUUUGUGUAAAAGUGACUUUAUUUAAUUAAACAAGUUCAGCUGUCUUUAGUCAUUGGAAAUCCCCCCUCCUUUUUUUUUUCCUUUGGUUCAUAUUUAGUCUCAAAAUGCUGUAAAAACUAAAUCAUAAAUUAAAGUAAAGAGAAUAAGAACCAUUUUAUUUGGUCUGAUAUUAAAAAGCCAUCCUGUUCAAUAAAUAAUUUGUGGAAAUGGCAAAUGGUCUUCCCCCUCAAACUGGUUUUCUCUAUGCUGUCAAAGCAAAAAAUCUUAACAGGUUGCACUCUGAGAACUAGAAUAGUUAAGUAUUUGCUGAAUGAAUGAAUUUAUUUUUUCCUUUUAGAACCGUAAUAAUCAAUGUCAUGUCACUCCUGGCUGGACCAGAGCAGAUAAGUGGAUUUUAUAGUGAUGUUUUAAAAUGAUAUCCUUAAUCACUGUCUGUAGAACAUGUUCUUUCUGCAGUGAUAACUUAGGCUCUCUUAUCUAGACUCCUUGGUCAGUAGCAUAUGUUUGUAAGAUAACUGUGCAGUCCAUGGCCGCAUAACAGAAUAAAGGUAACUCACCUCAUUUGUACUUCCUUCUGUCUAAACCAGGGGCUGGCGGACCUUGUGUGUGUGUGUGUGUGUGUGUGUUGCCACCCUUUAAAAAUGUAAAAAAUGUUCUUUGCCCAUACACAAAGGGGGUCAGACCAGAUUUGGUCUGCUUGCCAUAUUUUGCCAACCCCUGAUCCAGGCCAACAAGCUGAACUUCCGUGGUCAUAGGUUAAUGUAUCUUUUUAGGCUUAGAUCAGCUUACUGACAUCUUUGUUUUUUUCCUCCUGAUGUGCUAUUGACUUGUUUGCCUUACCAACAUAAUUAUCCAUUUAGGGCUCUAUUCACCUCAAGUAAAAGCUUUUUCUACUCUUAUUCAUAUCCUGUGUGCCACAGGGGCAGGAGGUUGGAUAGGUGUCCUCUUUGCUAUACUGCUACUUCUAAAUAAUUUCUCCUUUAAUUGUUUGAAACUCUAUUACUGUCUCCCUCUCUUUAUUAUCUUCUUGCCUUCCAGUAAAACCUUCUGCCCUUCCAUUGAAGUCUUUAACUCUUGGCUCAGUUAUCCUCUUCUUACCUAUUCAAGUCAUUUUAGUGAUCUCAGUAGCCUAUUAGAUAACAAAUCUGCCAUUAUAAUCUUUAAGUUUCCUAAUCUUUUUUUUCCCCCAUCCUAUCAGAGGCACUUUCAUGGUAUUACCAGGAUCCUUAUCAGCACCUGAAUCUCCUACUGUAAACUUGAUUUUAACCCUUCCACUCUCCAAGCAUUAUCACUUACCCUUUUCUACUGCUUGCUACAGUUCUACAGUUCUUUGACCUCACUUUUUCACUAUGCAUCAUCUCAUCUUCAGAUUAUUAGUCCAUAGUUGUUUCCUUCCAUAUAUGCCCUCAAUUCCUUUACCUCUGGCUGCGUAGCAUUCCUCCCCAAACCCAAAUCAAGUAAAACUAAGUUAUCUGCCUUUUUCAUGCCUGUUGCCAAGCAGCUGAACAUUGCUGGAGAAUAUCAAAUAGACUGUCAAAUUCAUAUUUACAAAUCUCAAGUGGAUUCCCAAUACUGCUUAGCUGUCUUACUAUAUUGCCUUAUUAAUUUCAUUUCCAACUUUGAGAUGAUUAUUUUACUACUUUUUCUUGCUUUAUAACUCCACUUAAAUAUUAGCCUCUGAACCCUGAACUUUCAACUGGUGAACUUUUAUAUAUAUAAUUGAGAAAAUAGAAGUUAUCAUAUUCUCUUUUGAUGUAAUGGAUGUAAUAUCUUUUCUCCUUUCAAAGGUAAAUAUGCCUGCUUGUGUUCUGGAUCCCACUCUUGUUUUCUCAGGAACUUUGAUCUUCUCCAGUUUUUCCAUCCAAUUUCUCAAACCUGCUAUCAUCCCUCUCUCCCAUGGCCUUUCCCCAAUCUAAUUAGGCAAUAUUUCUGGUUCUAUUUCCAAAAUAAAUGGCAGAUCAGUCCAUGUCAGGCCAUCUCCACUUUUCACUCCUUAAGCCACCAUGUACUAUGGGCAGUGGCUUCCUAUCUGGACUUUUUUUGUUCCUCUUUAAUCCAUUCUCCAGAAAGUAGCUCAUGAAGUUUUAAAAAUGUACAUGGAAAUAACACCAGUCCCUUUGCUCAAAUCCUUGCAAUAGCUUCCUAUCACAUUUUGACUGAAAUUCAUGUUCUGUGUAAUGGCCAAAGAGGCUUGGAGUGAUCCAAUUCUUGACUGCCUCUCCAACCUCAGUUUGUGCCCACUAGCUCAUCAGACACACUGGCUGGCUGUCCAUUCCUGCAAUGCAAUGAGUGCGACUGCUUCUUGUAGUGGAACAAUUCUGUGUUGGCACCCUGAUGACCUUGCAUAUAUUCACUUAGGCUGCUCAGGCCAGGCUUGGUUGCACAAUGCCCUGUGCUCUUCCUGGAACACAAGAACAUGGGAGACUUGUGAGGAACUGCUUCAAGGACCCUUCUUAUUUGCUUCUGUAAGGAUAGAGAUAUAGACUCUGAAACUGCCUAGCUACAACAUGGAAGCAGUUCCUCAGCAAAAGGAACUUUGUUCCAAAACAUAAACUGACAAGGGAAAGUAAACUUAUGUCUUGUGUUGCAUCAUCCCAUCAUCUGGCUUCUUUUCUUUUGAUGUCAUUUUGUGGGACAAGAUGUGGGACAAGAUGUGGGGAGCUGGCAUAUUGGUUCAUCUUUCUUUUGCUGUCUGUAUAAGAAACUGUCUGAAUCUGUCAGCCUUGCCUGACAUUUCCCAUUCAGGACCUUGGUGCUUACCGUUCCGUCUGCCUGCAUUGUUAGUUCUCUGAGUGUUUGCAAGACUGAUAACUGAUUUUUUUCUCAUCCUUCAGGUGUCAGAUUAAAAAUUAUCUCUUUAGCUAAAGCAUCUCUACCCCUAUAUUCUUUAUACUCUGUGGUAAUCUCGAUUAUAGUACCUAGUAUGUGACAAUGAUAAGUGAUCUAGGAGUCUUUGCUGUAAUUUCAGGAGAUGGGGUAAGAUUAUUAGAAUUCAGACAUACAAUUUGAGCAGAACAAGUUUAUACAAUGAGUGGUCUAAUAGACUAAUAGGUACCCUAGGCCAGGCAAUCUAUUUACCCUGCAUUCCCGAGUUGGGGCUUUGGAGAGAGACAUUUUCUUUGCUAUCGCCAAAUCUCUUUAUUAGAACUGAAUUCCAUUAUCUUUCUCUUAAUAUUUAUUAUCCAUGGAAUUAUCUAAAUCUACUCCUUUUUUAUCUCCGAGUAGACAAAAAAAUGCCUUUAUAUCCUUACUUUCCUAUAUCCAAGCCUUAUUCAUGAGAAAAUCCUUCCUCCAGAUCCCAUUGUGAUUUUUCUUAACUUUUGAAAACAGGUUUUGAAAGUCUGUAUAGAUUAUGUCCAUUAAUUUCCUUUUGUUAAUCCAUUUAUUUAUUCCUUUCCACAAUAUCAAGGGUUAGUCAGCAUAUCAUUUGCCUUAAAAUAGUUACAGAUAUGUUCAGACCCUGCUUAAAAAUGCAGAUCAUUUUUAAGCAUCGUAAAAACUUAAAUCAAGUGAUUCAACAAUACUCAGUUCUGUUUGAGUGCUACAAAUACAGAUCUGCAGAAAUCCCAUUACUUUAGGCAAAAAGUAUAGAAACCACAACAAAGGUUUAGGUCAUUUUUUUAAUAUACAAAGUCUUUCACAGAUAAUUAUUUUCUUUUCCUUAAUUUGUCUUAGUACACAUUAUUCACAAAACAUUGUUAAUGCAAGAGAAUCAGGUAAAACCAGAACAAUUACAAAUGCCCAAUCUCAAAAAUUGCACAAACAAAAUAAUUUUUCUUGUUUGUUUUAAUGUAAUAUUCAUUUUCAAAGUGGGCUUCUUCAGUUGUGGAGGAAACACUGCAGCCCGAAAUAACAGUACUUCCUUUCAGCUAUAUUGUUAUGUAAAAUAGCACCAUUGGGCUGACUUAAGAAAGGAAAAAAGGUUUUCAUCUUUCUUAAUCAAAGUAUAAGCUUCACACAAUUAUUAUAUAACAACUACAAUAACAAUAAUAAUAAUAAUAAUGUUAAAUUUUAAGAGCUGCACUUUGUUCCAAAACAUAAUCUGGAAAGGGAAAGUAAAUUUUUGUCUUUGUGGAUGGAAUAAUCUUCCCCACCCUGCCCCUAUGACAAUUGUAACUUCUCAUAAUGAUGCCAUUGCUCCAAUGAGCUAAUUUUCCAGCCGAAGAAUGGGUGUUUUAGGGGUAUUUAAGGACCUUUUGCAAAACAGAGUAAAAUAUAACUGAGGCCAUCUCCCUGGGACUAUCACAUAUAACAUGUGGUUCAAGCUCAGAGUGAGAUUUAAUUGUGGGACAUUUUGGAAGACUCCUUUAAUACUAACUUUCUUCAGCUUCUCCAGAGCUGUCAGGUUGAUGGUAUCAUUUUUGUUUUGUUUUCAUUUUUGUUUUGCUUGUUUUGUACUUAAGCUUAAUUGUCUUUUGGACUUAACUGUUUAAAAAAUACUGGAAUUUCGUUUCUUACCAAUUUAACUUGGACAAACAAUUCUAUACAAUAAAAGUGACAGUUCUUUAGUUAAAAAAUUAGAAGCCUAAAUGUCUGUGGUAUAUGGUAUUGGUAAUAUCACAGAUCAUGAUUGUAAAAAGUCAAGGUUUUUAACAGAACUGUAAGUUCAUUCUUGAAUUCCAGUUCUUUGUUUCAGUUCCGUUUUAUUUCUUACAAGAGCAGGUAAACAAGCCCCCGAAAAUUGUUAUUCUUGAGAGCAUUUUUCUUUUUGAGAGGUAUAUCCAAUCCAUAAAAGCAUUGCCACAAAGCCAAAUCCUUUCAUUGUUUGAAAGGGCAAACAUACCAUUGCCUCACAAAAUGUAAAAAGAAAAUAAUCAGCAUUAGGUUUUAAAUGCAUGCAGUUCUUUCAGAUUGUUUGAACCAUAAAAAGCCGUGGCAAGCUAUUUAAAAAAAAAAAAAAAGAUUUAAAUUCAGGAGUCGAGCAGGGUUUUUAAAAGGUAAGAAUAGCAGAAACAAAUUGUUGACUUUUAAUUUGUUAGGGAGCUUGUGUUAAUAAUUUUGUGAUUUCAGUAAAGUCAAAACUCAUAAAAGUUCAUUUUCAGAAUUUAGGUACAGUUUUAAAACACCAUGUUGUCUUUUUCAUUAAUAUAGUAAUGCUAUCCUUGCCUAUCUAUAUAGAGACGUUUUCUUAGUGUUAAGUGUAGCUCUUAGUAAAUGAGGCCUUAUUUUAGCCAAUCUUUCCCCAUGGUGAAAUGGGCUAUGCACUUAGCUAUCUUGCUUAGAUCUGUACACAAUUGAAAGAGUAUUUCUGGUGGUAAUUAGGUAAAUAAUCCUUUUCCCUCAAGAUCAAAAAAAAGAGAAAUCAACUUUCUUUGCUGGUGACUAGAUUUUUGUUUUCCAAUAAUAUUUUUAAACAGCAUGUUGGCAUUGCUAAACCACAGGAAAAAUAGAUUAGUAACAAGCUUUUGUUUUUCAUGAAUGUUAUUUACCUUAAACUUUAGACACAGAAACUUAAGAGGAAGUUAAUACAAAAUUUAGUUUUCUAAAGGUUCACAUAUUUUUUAAAACACCACAUAUUGUGUCUUUAUUUGUGCAGAAUGUUUGGUCCAGUUUAGUUGCAUUUAUUUUGUUCUGCCUCUGCCUUUAUUCCAUAACCCUACAAGUUUCAAGAAAGAUGUUUUAAACCUUUUGUUUCCUGACUGACUGAAAAUGUUAAGAUUUUUCUUGUGUAUAUACAUGAGUACACAAGCACGCCACACACACACAAAUUCAACAUUGUUUACCUUUUCUUUAUUUCUAGAAAUUGGGACUAUUUGGACUCAGUGUCAGCCACUACCAAUAUUAACACUGUCUUUCUCCUCACUAAAAAGUUAUUUUUUUUUUUCCUUUUUCCUGUGAUAAUCUGUGAAGAACAAGCACACUGUUAAUUACAAAGUGCAUCAUUGUGAUACUUGGACUUGUACAAUGCAAAACCCAUGCUUUGGUUCUCAUGGCCAUCAUGGUUGCCUGCUCACAGCAAUAAAUAUGAGAGCUAACAAAAAUAAA